AUGGGGAAGCAGAACAGCAAGCUGCGCCCGGAGAUGCUCCAAGACCUCCGGGAAAACACGGAGUUCUCCGACCUGGAGCUCCAGGAGUGGUACAAAGGCUUCCUCAAGGACUGUCCCACCGGCAUCCUCAAUGUGGAGGAGUUCAAGAAGAUCUAUGCUAACUUCUUCCCUUACGGUGAUGCCUCCAAGUUCGCUGAGCACGUCUUCCGCACCUUCGACACCAACGGUGAUGGCACCAUUGACUUCCGAGAGUUCAUCAUCGCCCUGAGUGUCACUUCGCGGGGGAAACUGGAGCAGAAGCUGAUGUGGGCUUUUAGCAUGUACGACCUGGAUGGGAACGGCUACAUCAGCCGGGAGGAGAUGCUGGAGAUUGUGCAGGUAACCUUUGGCUUCUCCUUCUCCUUCUCCACACAGGCUCUCCAGCUCCCCCACAACUUUCCCAGCCAUGUCCAUGAAAAAUACCCUGAGCUCUCUCCAUUGUUUCCUGCUUCCUUCAGUUCUGGGCGAGGUUUUUGUAUUUCUGUCUUGAAGGUUAUCGCUUAAGAAAAACAUAUCCGAUUUCAACAUUGAUCUCUUUCCCUCUGACAGCUUUUGAAGUUGUUAUUUAUGCGGCUUACUGCAGUAUUUGUAGAACUUACGGUGCUUGGUAAUGUUGUCCUGGGAGCAUUGUCACGCUUUGCUGGUUUUUAAUCUAUAAAAAAGGACAUGAAGGUCGAAAGAUUGGGGAAAUGUUGCCUAACAGAAAGUGGAUUAGUUGGGUGUCAUUCUAGAGUGAAUAUUUUGAAUAAUUUCUUUUAUGUGACUGACAGGCGGAAAACCGGAAGUUGUUUUUAUUUCUAUUCUAUUCUAUUUUAUUCUAUUCUUUUUUUUCCCCUCUGGUGUUUUCUUUUCCCUUUCUCUCUUUGUUUUUAUUUAGAUUAGAUUAGUUUAUCUGAAAAAGCUUUUAAAAAAAUCUUAUUUUUAAAAAGGGAUGUGAAACUGGAAGUUGAGAAAGAAAUUGUAACACCAACAGAUUCAUGUUGUACUUAGACACCCCACAGAACUUUGGGGGAAAGUGAAAAGUGCUUAUGAGCUCAUUGCAGACCAAGCUUAUCACUGAGGGCAAGUGCUCCAGCUCAUCCACCUCUAAAGCCAUCCCUGGGUGUAUCAGAGCAUCUGCCAACACUCUUCCCUCCAGCUGUUUUGGACCACAGUUCCCUGCUGCCUGGGGCUGCUGGGAGUUGCUAGAAUCAUAGAAUCAUAGAGUUGGAAGGGACCCUGAGGGUCGUCUAGUCAGAGCAGAAACUCAGUCAGAGCAGACUGUCCAUGGGUGGACCAUGCAGAGGUGCAAAAGGCAAUUCUGGUGUCUCGACACCAGGAAUGAGUGAAUGAUCCAGAUGCACCCAAUGCAGAUCCUCAGCCUUAAAUCAGGCUUCUGGGAAGGAGGUGAGACCAAAGCAGCAAAUCAUGCAGAGAAAAGACAGGGAGACUCCUCCAUGGUGGGAACUAUGGGCUCAUGGGAGCUCUUUCAGUGAUGAAUUUUGUCUGGGAAUUGUUGUCUCAGGGUCUCAGAUAGGCAAUGGAAGUCCUAAUUGCUUAUAGUAUACUAGAGGCAGAAAUAAGGGCUUGAAGAUGCAUGUCAUGAGGUGGAGGAAAGAAAAAACUUUCCCCUGCACUACAUUGGGAGGUGUCAAGUGAGAAGAAAGGAAAACAGAUGCGUUCUCCCCACUCUCCAGAAACAUUAUCUCCUCCAAUAUAUAGCAAUGAAAUGCUCAUUUUUAGGGUUGGCUGGAGGCUUGAACAGGAGCUGAGAAUUCACUGCAGCAUUUGAUGUAGUUCUCAUCUUGGUUGGGUUUAUUUCAAGCCGCCUUUCUCUUCCCACCUACCACUCACUGUUUGAAGGGAAGUGUUGACAUUGCCUUUUUCAACCCCUAAGAUAUGUAAUGCAGGAGGACCAAAAUAGUUCUGGAUAACUGGACCCUAAAACUCAACAGUUUCAGAAUUUCCCCCUAAUUAAAACUGGCCCUCACUGCUUAAUCAACCAAAGCCAUAGUUGGUUAAUGUGCUGAUUAAGUUGAUCAAAGCUUGCAGUCCUAAUUGAAGGAGUGGGCAAAUCCAGUCUUAAGGGGUAAUUAAUCUUGAGUGUGUGCCGUUAGUAGUGAUGAUUUAAUCUAUGCUUCAGUUGAUUAACGCACAAAGCUUUAAGAUAUGUAUUUAGGCUGUGUUUAUCAACAGUAUUUGCAGUGGCCCAGAGUAAUUCCUUGGAGGUGUGGGUGGGUGGAUGACCUGUCAAUGAAGCCCAGGGGUUUUCUCCGGCUUUGUAGACAGGCCUUUCCUUCAUGUCUGUCUGCCUCCCUUCUUCUUUUCCACACACUCUCUCUCUGUGUGCCUUAUUCUCUUUCUCUCCCCCUCUCUCUGUCACUCUCUAAGCGAUGCUGCAGAUUUAAAGGAGGAUACGCCCGACAGAGGAGAUGGGAGAGAUGCUUUUCAUGGAAAUUUAAUCGGCAAAGGGAGCAGAUUAGCUGGGGUGAAGGGUGUGGCUGGCUUGCCCCUCGUGGAUCCCUCUGUGCCCGGGCACCCGGGUCGCCUUCCUGCUCUGGCAACUGCUCAGCCCACCCUUCACUGCCCACUAGACGGGGGGGGGCAGGAGGAGUGGAACAGCUGUUCCGUUUCUGUGCCACAACAAGAUGAAAUGAGACAUGGAGGCUUUAAUCCCGACCAGUGUCAGCAAGUCAAAGGAAGCCCCCCCCCCAUCAGUGAUUUGGAUGGGAAAUUAGGUCCAUAUUGCAAGAUGCAAAGCUACAGACCUCUCAAAGGAGCCCCAGGGCACAGCUGUAGAAGAGUCCAUCCCUAAUAAUUUUGGUAGCACUCUUUAAGCAAUUUUUCAGAGGGCUUUGCGGGAUUUGUCUUGCAGGUCUUCACAGCUCCUCCCCAAGAGAUGUCACAGCAUCACCUUCAUCAUCACUAUUCCUAUUAUUCCUCUUCCCAUUUUUCAGGAGAUGGAGCUGAGACUGAGGAAACUAGGGACUUGCCAGUGGGCACAGGCAUGAGGCUUGGACCCUGCCCCGCUUUUGCCCCAUUCCCCUCGGUGCCUUUUGGUUUCAUCUUGGCUUUUACCUCAUCAUCUAAAUAAGAACUAGAUGUUAUUCGGUAAAUGGGAUGCGUUUGCAGAGAAGGAGCAGAGAGGGAUCAGAAGUGCUGAAACAUCACAUUUCUCCAUCCCUUGGUGGCUAAAAUUUGGAGGCCUCUUGGGACCCUAUGAAGCUACCUCUGACAUCUCAGGAAUACCCUAAAUGGAACUCAGCUGGAAAGGUCCUCAUUAGGAAAGAGGCUGAAUUUCACAACACCUUCACCAAGGCGGUUGCAAUGGAGGCUUUUUGUGUGUUUAGGACAGCUACAGUCUGGGAGCAGAGACACCCCAAACCCCCGACAGACGAGGCAGGUUGGAGCAGGGAAAUAGUGAACCAGAAAAGUGCCAUGCACCCCCACAUUUCUCCACUUUGUCUCCUCCCAAAACUACUUUUCUUUUCUUCUUCUUCUUUUUUAAAGUAAACUGCAUCAGGGACAUUAGUAUACACAUGUGACACAUUAGUGCAAACCAAAGGCUAUGUACACACAACCGUUUACUCUGGCUCCAGUGCGCUCCCACCACAGGGGUUGGAAGCAGAUCAUGUGUGACGUUAGCCACAAUCCUGUAGUCUUUUGAGAAAUAUCCCUGUUUGAUAUGUUUUUCCUCAAGCCAGCUUUCAUCUGAUUUGAAAACACAAACCAUGGUUUAUGGUGAGGUGUGCAUUGUUCAGACAGCUGUUGUGUGCGCAGACAGCAGCUUCGUCAGAAAGGAGUUCAGGUGGGAUUGCAGGUUUGGGGAAACAAAUUGGGUCAUGCGCAUCAGGCAAAGAUCCUCCUGUCCCUUCUCUGGUAUGUACAGCAAUGUUUAAAUGCGGCUUGAAAUGCAUUGGGGGGAAGCAACCUCACUCCAUUUUAAGCCAUGAAUGUGUUCAUGGCCUAGAUCUCUCUCCAAAGAGCAGCCCUGGUCUUCAGCAGCUUCCUGGGCUGUGCCCUGAUAAAAACAGGCGGUGGAGCCUGCAGGUUCGGUGGGUCCAACUCUGGUGUGUUUCACAAACUGAUGCCUCCCAGAUGUUUUGGGCUGCAACUCACUGGCUGAUGGGAGCUGUGGUUCAAAACAUCUGGGCACCAGGUUGGGGAAUGCUGUCUUACACCCAGAAGAUAACCAGGUUUGAUUUCAGCCUGCUGCAGCUGUUGUUCUGGUUCUGUCUUUUCAGACCACAAUUUACUUUGAACAUUCCUCUGCGCAGCCAGAGUGGGGGAGGGAGCAGAAACCCUUUGUAAAUGAACUUGCCUUUGGGGAUCCCUUUUUAUUCCACGCUGACAUGCGUUACGAUUGUUUUUGAUCCCAUCCGGGUUAAAGCACCUGCUUUUGGGGAGAGAACAGGUGGGUUCCCCACAGAAAGCAAGAACUAGUCCAGAUUGCUUGGAGGCAGCCGUGAAUCUUUUAACUGGGUCUUGGAUAUUUAUAAAUUGGAGCUCUAAAGUGUCCUUGGCAGAGAGAAAUUGGAGCACCUGGGAGGGUGGCUUCUUUUUUGUGCAGGUGAAUUAAAGCUGGGUGUGUUCCAAGAUCAGUCGAGGGUCCCAUCUACCCAUUCCUCUUGAGAGGUAGAAAGAAUAACAGCAUCCCCUUUCAGGUUGAAAACCCAGAUCUGUGAAGGAUCCAACCAUCUGGGGCUGGUGGGAGUUGCAGUCCAGAGCAGUUCAAGAGCACCAGGCUGGGGGAGGCUGGCCUCGUAGCAAAUGGCUGCCGUGAACUCAGAGACAUCAGUGAGGGAGUUGGUUCAGCCAGGUGUUGGAAUCCUGGAUUUCAAACCUUUAUCCAAGAUGUGAGAAUUCAUUGGAAGGGUCAUCCUAUGUUCCCUAUCUGUAAAUGGGAAUGACAAGGGCUUGCAAUGAUGAUGAUGAUGGUGGUGGUGAUGAUGAUGAUAAGUGCCACAAAAUAAUCAGUGAUCAGAAAUCCUUACUUAUUUUGGUUUGGUUUGAAGUAUCAUGGCCAUUUCAUGGUUGGCCCUGGCCCCUGAUCUGUCUAUCCGGAGGGGCUUUUGUGGAAUUUGCUAGGUACUCACACAGGGCAAUGAGACAUGGUGAGGAGGAGGGCGUGUGCCCUACUUUUCCUGAGGUUGCUUGGAAAAGUAGCCAAGGAGGCUUCCUUAGACAAAAGAACUCAGCAGGAACUUCCCAGGAAGUAUCUUAUGAGGUUAUGGAAAUGCAACACAGACCAGUCACCUUGAUCUCAGUGGCAGCUGGCCUGGGGAGUCUGCCUCCCUCCAGAUGUUGCUGCACUCCAGCUCCCAACAUUCCUGGACGUUGACCUCUCUGUCUGGGGCUGAUGGGAAUUAGAAAUCCCACACAACAUCCAGAGGGUGCCAGGAUGGGAACAUUUCCUCCCCACCACUUCAUACAAGAAUUCAGGGUCACCGAGUUCCGAAAGCAAGUCACUUGACUUCACACAACACACAUCCAGCUUAUGGAACUCACAGCCACAAGGUAGUGGUGUUUGGUCAGUCGCUUAGACUGACAAAGGGUUUGGCAAAUUCACAGAGGAUAGCCUUUCUGUUAACAGCUGUCUGCAGAGGUAGUAUAGGAGACAGCAGGGGAAAGUGGACGUCGCCUCCAGGUUCUCCUUGGAAGCUCCAGGACACUUCUGUCUCCAGCUGCUGCAGGAUGCUGGUGCAAUGCCUGUGUUCUUACUGAAUUUCCUGCCUAGCUUUAUAUUGCCCUCUCCUGGUGGCAGGAGAGUAUUGCAUGUUUGCAUUAAGGGUUGCUGCUGCUGCUGCGGUUAGCCUGGGUUUGCCCUCCUGGACUCUGAUCUUGCCCCACGCAGGGCAACAAUGCAGAAGGGGUGGGGUGGUAGUGGUGCUGGUGGUGGUGGUGGGAAGACUGACAGAGAGACACAGACACUUCCCCAUCUGUCCUUACAGUUUGUUUUCCUCCCCAUUGAAUCCUGUCCUCAAUGUUUAGAAUAUUAAUUACCAAUUUCUCCAACCACGCAAUGCACACAGCCUCCUGGGAAACAGCAGGCCUGGGUAAAAAAGAAAAGGAAAGAACGUUAUUUCGUAAAUGCUGCUUUUUUAUUUAAUCAAGUCUGCUCUCCUUUCUUCCUUGUGGCCUCCAAGCGCUUGGAGAUUGCACAAACAUAGUGGCAUUUCUCGUUGACUCUUACCCAGGGGGCCUCCACCACUCCUUAGAGAAGCCUGCCCUGCCCUUGGUCUGGCUGGGGCUGAUGGCAGCUGUUAAGCAUCUGGCGGGCACAAGGUUGGGGAAAGCUGGCUUAGGGCAAGAGAUACUAGGGUGGGGAGAGGAUUAGACAUGCAUUAGAUGUGGGAAGCUCCGGAGCAAAACCAGGAAACCCAGAGCUGAGCAGAUGGUGCUGGCAGCUCUUGCGUUCCCAGCAUUGCCCAGCUUGCCCAGACAAUGCUGGGGAGGUCACGGGCUGCUCUGGAGGGCCCCUCCCCAUCAAUCCCUGCCAUCUGCGCUGUGCUGCUAGCCUGGCACGCAAGGAGGCUGCUGCAUUUCACACGCUUUCUUCUGACCCGUGGCAGGAAUCUUUGCACAACCUGAAGAUCUGAGAUGGGCCUGCCUGUGUUAAGUGUUGCAUUGGGAAGGUUUUUGUAGAGUUUCUGGCAGACCUUAUCAUAGGGGCAGCCAAUGUGGCGCCCUGCAGAUAUUUGGGACUACAGCUCUUGUCAUCCCCAGCUAGCAAGUCCAAUGGUCGGAGAUGAUGGGCGUUGGAGAGAACCACAUUGGCCUGCCUUGUCUUAAAAUAUGAAUUCAGAGGUGUUGGGAGUGCUCAGCUGCCUGGAAAGGGCAGCCUUUUCUCCUGGAAAUAUUCCCCCCCCCCCCCGGCAACAAUUUCAGAGGCUUGGGGGCUGGUUGUGACUAUGCACUUUUAAGAGGAGCUGCUUUCUCCAUUCUGCAUGGCAUUCUCUUUAUCGAUCUGCCGGAAAGGCAAAAUAGAGCUCAAGAGGGAGAACUCCUUGCUUAAGCUGACCGUCCCCACAGGGCUGCAGCUCGGAAUUUGUGUCUCAACUGGUUCCCUGCUCCUUCUCCACAGGCCAUCUACAAAAUGGUCUCGUCUGUGAUGAAGAUGCCUGAAGAUGAGUCAACUCCUGAGAAGCGGACGGAGAAAAUCUUCCGACAGAUGGAUACCAAUAAUGAUGGUAAAUGAAAGGAGAGAAAGAUUAAGAGGCAACCAUCAUCCUUAAAUCCAGAGCUCUUAGAUGGAAAGGCAGGCAUGCUGAUUAAAUAGAUCAGUUGGGGCGGGGGGCGGGGAGAGUGACAGGAGGAUGAUUUGGCACAGUGAUUUGGCAAAGCUGGAGGUCAAAGGUGGCGGGAGGCAGGGAAGGAAAGCCAAGACGCCUUCCUGCUGCAAGGACAGGUUUUAGCAUCUGCUUUGCAUGCAGAAGGUCCUAGGUUCAAUCCCCAAACACAUCUCUGUGUAGGAUUGGGGAAUGCCCCCUGGUCUGAAGCCAUGGAGAAGGAAGAUCUCUUCCUGCUAACUCACCUGCAAGGUGGUUGCCACUUUGGGAACAACCAGUCUAGAUGGUUUGGACAACAACUCCCAUCAACCGUUGCGAGUGCAGCUAUGAGAUGGAUAGAUGGAUGGAUGGAUAGCUCUCGACCCUACAUAUAAAUAUAAUGCAACAGCCUAAGGGAAGCUAAGCAGGUGCUCUGUUGUGGUCACUGGCUGACCUUGGAGUCUUGCCAUGGGGAAGAGGUAGGGUAAUAAACAGUAAAACAAGGGGAGAGGUGACAGGAAACCUCCACGUGCUCCUUGUGAUGCUGAAAGAUGAAAGGCCAACCUGAAGAGAAAGGUUGUUAACUAUGCACUGGGUUGGACAAAUUGGACAUGGCAAAUCUUUGAUGUCAUGGAAUCCCAUAAAAGGUGGGGCUCCUGGGAGUCCUGUGCCUUCUCUGUCACUUGUCGCAGGUAUGGGCCCUGAUCCCCGGUCUGCCGCAACCAGUCCUGAGCCCGUGACGUUCUAGGCUCCCUUCUGGAUGGCGUGUUCAUUUUGCUCUCCCCUGUCUUUCCUCCCCAGGCAAACUGUCCCUGGAAGAGUUCAUCAAAGGCGCGAAGAGUGAUCCUUCCAUUGUGAGGCUGCUGCAGUGUGACCCCAGCAGCGCCUCCCAGUUCUGA
Podarcis lilfordi (Lilford's wall lizard) is the source of this 8185-nucleotide messenger RNA. Lineage: Eukaryota; Metazoa; Chordata; Lepidosauria; Squamata; Lacertidae. The record is from the annotation of a GenBank genome assembly.